Eurytemora carolleeae is the source of this 1979-nucleotide messenger RNA. RefSeq lists its product as uncharacterized. Lineage: Eukaryota; Metazoa; Arthropoda; Copepoda; Calanoida; Temoridae. The record is from RefSeq and is a predicted model, not a curated record. The transcript has 14 exons. Bases 2 to 1174 code for a protein of 390 amino acids.
GAUGGGAGAUUUUGUGACCAACCCUAGCGAGGGAGGGAUGCAACACCGACGAAUCUCCUUACCAGAGGGAGGGAAAGCAAUACAAUCCUGUUCUAGUAAAACAGCUGGGAAGAAUCAUGGUCAUUAUAGCAAGGAAAAUAAGGGUCUGCCACCAAAUGCACUGCACCUGCAAAGUGAGGCCUCGGAGAAAAGAUUGAACUCUGUUGAUGAUGAGGCGGCUCAGAUCACUCUUUUAUCCCUAAAGUCUGAUAGAGCAACUCUACACCAAAGAACAGAAUUUCAGAUUCGACAGAGAGAGAUUUGUGUUUCCAAUAUUGUAGAAGAGGUUCGCCAUGUUAGAGAUUCAAUCUUAUCAAUCCAUGAUCCUCAUUCAACUAUUCUUAUUCAACAGUUAGACCGACUUCAGGAUGGAUUAGAAGGUUUAGUUAAAAGCAGUCAGUUUGUUGGCCGACUAAAAUAUGAAGAAAAAUGUUCUAAACAAAUGGACACGAUAAGAAUCUAUGCUGCGAGUUUGAGUAGAGAAAGAGAAGAAAUGAAUCAGGAAAUGAAAAUGCUUGGAGCUAACUCAGAAAUUCAAGAAAUUAAGAGUCGCUUCAAUAAUGAAGAGAAUUUAAAGAGUUCUGGAGAUUCUAAAAUAAAUCCCCCUGAGACUCCGGACUUUUGCAUCAAUUGGAAGGUGGAGGGUGCACUGUUCCAAACAAUGUCUCUUGAACCUGGCUCUAGUCAUCUAAAGAAAAUACAAGAUAAAAGAUCAAACAUACUUUCCUUUGAUCAUUCCAUCUCACAGGAUGGGGAGCUAGAGGAUACAGGGUUUAGAAUAAACUGUAAACCUCCAGGAGAAAAACUUCUACUCAGAAGAAGGGAAAAAUCAAUGGAGGGGAAGAAAAGAGUUUCAGUUUCAGAUAGUUUGAUUGUGGCGUGUUCUCCUGGAUCUCGAUCAGGUUUAGUUGGAACCUGGGUAGCAUCUCAGGUUGAGAGACGGUUUACAGAACUCCUAAACCAGAUUAAACUAAGAAUAUCCAACUCCUGGAUCCUUGACUCUAUAGUAGGAAUAGAACUGGAGAAAACCCAGGCACUCAACUUCGCCAGGUAUGGACUGGCGACUGUCCUGUUGUUAAUAUCUAUCUAUCUAAUCCUUCAGAGUUUGUUUAUUUUCUAUUUUCAAUCAGUAUGAUUCAAAAUACGACUCAAUAGUUUAAAACCUCAGAAAAAAUUGAGUCUAAGCCACGAACUCAACUGUUCUUUUCUCUAUAUCUAUGCAACCUGCUGGUGUAGAAAAUUUGAUAUUUAAAACUUUUUUUGCUAACAGAAUUCCUAGUUUGAAAUAUCAAAGGUCUACGACACCUAUGUCGGGUCUCUUUCAAUGCAUUAUUAUUUAUUCCACAGUUUUGUGAAUAUCUCCUUUACUCCACCCGUCCCCCAUUGGUUGUUUUUUGAUAAAAUUGUUAAUCCAUGUCUAUUAUUAAUAAACGUAAACAAAUUCUUGAAAAUUAACUGAAAUAGCGACGUAUGAACGGACUUCAUAAAAUGUACUUAAGCCCAAGGGUUUCUAUUCGCAAAACCUUUUUAUAUGAUUUAAGGAAAGUUUAGCGUAAUUUAGUUUUAGAAUAUUUUAAAUGACAUUUAAAAAUAUGUUCCUAUUUUAACCUUAUCUGGUAUUUUAGUUAGGAAGCUCAAAUUUUCUGGUUUUUCUAACAAAUACAUGUCCCUCACUAAAGGCUGAUUUUUGUAGCAUGCAAGAUAAAUUUAGAGUUUGUAAAGAGAGAUUAACCAGCUCAGCUCAAGUUUUACGCUAUUUUGUGCGAAUUAAUCACUACUAGAUGUGCCCCUCCCUAGCCAUAUCAAUAUCUAACUGAAAGAUUUGUUCUGGAUAUUUAUGUUUAAUUCUGAAAACUGAACUCGUGCUUUAUAAUGAAAAAGAAAGAAAUUGUUAAUAAUUUUUAAUUCUUUUGAAUUUCGAAAUACACGUUUAUAUUGCU